AUGUGACUUUCUUUUCUCCUCAACGGAUCUACAAAAGGGUUAACUGGCAAAAAGAGAGGGUGUUGUGGGGUGUGUGAAACCCUUCUCCUCCUCUUCUUCUUCUCUACUGAGUGAUUUUGCGAUGGAUCCUGUUUGGCUUCUCCUUCUGCUCCCUUCCCUUCUCAGAGCGCAGGUCACUCCAGACCUCCCAUCAGGAGUCACGCUGGUUACAGACAACAGCACUGAUUCUUUGACAAACAGCACAAGACAAGUAGACCUCCCCCCAAGGCCCCCCAGCUCCUUCAGAAUCCCUCAGCCCUCUGGGUCUGCAGUGAUGUCUUCAGAAGCUCCUACAGAGCAGGAGGACGACUGGACCCCAGCAGAGGCCUUCAUGUACACAGGAGACCCCCUUACUCUGGAGGGGGGCCGCUGCUCAAAACCGUACAGCCCCCCGGGGCAGACGGGUUCCCUGCCCGGCAGCUUCAGCCCCCUCAGACCGGCUCUGAACGCGCUGGCAAACACAGCAAACUUCCUGAACAUGAUCUUCCAGGCGAGUGACCUAAGAGAGAGCACAGUGCAGGAGGACAUGGAGUGGUACCACGCUCUGGUCCGCGCCCUCCUGGAGGCCGACCUGCUUAUCCAGCGGGCCCUGCUCACUUUUGACGCUGACCCGAUGGCAGCAGUACCACAGCUGGUGCUCCGCGCCUCCAGAAACCCCACAGCUAAAGUCCAAACCAUCAUCCUUCAGGAUUUAUCCAAGGCCUGGGAGAGCCUGCACCCACCUUCCCCCGCCCCUGACGACAGCUGGUUCAGAAACUUUAAAUUCCCCGAGUCCAAUCAGCCGAUGGCAGCACUGUCAAAGCGGGUGCUCCUCAAUGACCUCAGCACCCUUGAUACGCCGAAGUGGAGACAGGGCGACAGCUACGUGACCAAUCGCAGCGGCGUCCGCUGGGCCAGCGCCCCCUUUCUGGACUGUAAGGAUGGACGCUUUGUGCCCCGCUGGAUGCUCACCCUGUCAACGUCCUUCUACGGCCUAAAGCCUGACCUCACACCAGAGUUCAGAGGUGUGGUCCGUGUGGAUGUCAACAUUCAAGACAUUGACCUGGACCAGUGUGCUACAGGAGAUGGCUGGUUUGCAGACACUCACCAGUGCAAUCGCACCACCAUGGAGUGUGUACCUGUCCCAGGCAGGGGUUUUCAACUGGGUCAGUACUGCUGCCGCUGUAGAGAAGGUUACUACAACCCUGAGAUUCUCAUUCAAGACUUGGCCCUCACAUGGGUUUGUGUGGGUGUUCGUGCAGAUGGCGGCCCUGUGAACGGGAGUGAAGACAGUCGUGUGUGUUACCCAAACUUGCCCAUCUGUCUACCAUGCUGGCCGGGCUGCAGGAGCUGUCAGGACGGCACCCCCUGCUGGGUGCAGGAGGCCUGGCUCCUCAGGGCCACUGUGCUGGCCGUCCAGGGGGUCUUCAUGCUCCUCAUCUUUGUCAGCAUGCUGGUGGCCUACAGACAUCGGAGAAACCGGAGGAUCCGAGCGUCUGGCCUUUUGCUGCUGGAGACGAUCCUGUUCGGGUCUCUGCUCCUCUACUUCCCGGUUUUCAUCAUGUACUUCAAGCCGAGUACAUUCAGGUGUAUCCUGCUCCGCUGGGUCCGAAUGCUCGGCUUCUCUAUCGUCUAUGGCACAGUCACUCUGAAAAUGUACAGGGUUCUAAAGGUGUUCCUCUCCCGCACGGCCCAGAGAGUUCCCUACAUGUCCAGCCUCCACCUACUGAGGAUUCUGGGAGUGAUGCUGAUGGCAGUCAGCUGGUUCCUGUGUGCGUGGACAGUUGGGGUCCUGCAGAACCGAGACAGGAACAUCCCGGUGUUCAUCACAACAAGCACAUCAGAAGGCCAGGGGUUUAACCUGUGUUACCUGGACCGCUGGGACUACAUGAUGGCUGUGGCUGAGCUUCUGUUCCUGUGCUGGGGCAGCUCCCUGUGGACCGCUGUCAGGCCGGUCCCCUCAGCUUUCCACGAGCCUCGCUACAUGGGCAUUGCCAUCCACAACGAGCUGCUUCUCUCCACCAUGUUUCACCUGUUCAGGUUCACCUUUCCCUCUCUCCAUCCUGAUUGGAUGUUGCUGCUCUCUUUCACACACACCCAUGUGACCAUCACUGUGACACUUGCGCUGCUCUUCAUUCCCAAGUUCCUUUAUGUGUCCAAACCUGGGAGAGCGGAGAUUGCAGCAGAGGUUUAUGAAGAUGAAGUGGACUUACGGCGGUCUGGCUCCUACCUCAACAGCAGCUUUCACUCCGCUUGGAGUGAACCCAGUGUGGACCCAGAGGACUUUAGGGAUGAGCUGAAGAAGUUAUAUGCCCAGUUAGAAGUCAACAAGACCAAGAAGAUGACAGCAAACAACCCUCAUCUAUCAAAGAAGCGGAGUUCUCGAUGUGCAUUGGGGAGAUCCAUUAUUAGACGCAUUGCUGAGAUCCCAGAAACUGUGAGUCGGCAGUGUAGCCGCGAGGAGAAAGAUGGAUCCUUCCACAGUAGAAAGGUGACUCAGUCUGACUCUUUCAGGAGGGCCCCAGAUACUGUUAGUAUUAGUUACAGAAGUUCAAUUAAAUCACCAUCACCAUCCUUGCACAAAUCCCAAAGUGAUCACCACUAUGUCAGGGAUAGAAACACUUCAUGGCGAGACUCCAUGUUAGACAACAAUUCUGUGAGGAGAUUUUCCCGGCGUUCCGAUACCGACUCCCUGGAUAUUCCCCCGGGGGUUUGUAAGUCAGCCAGUGCCCAAAAUCUGACAAUUGACACCAAUCUCCUGCAUCCUGAUCACACCAGGCUUCAUAAAUCCUGGAGUCUAACCUCCACUACAACUCAUUCUAUGGAGAACAUGCCCAAGGUUAACAGAGCCAGCACAGUGCUGACACGAUCCAGGCAGAGCAUGUCCAUUGGUGACCAGACAAGGAGUGCUCUUCAGUCAGAGUCAUUUGACAAGGCUCAGGUCUGUCCUUGGGAGGUGGAGCAAGAAGAAACAGAAGUCAAGAACCAGAAACAUGUCACCUACGCUAACUCUCAAGAUAGUGCAGAAAAGGGGCCAGCAUCUCCAGAGGUAUUUAUCUGCCCCUGGGACCACGUACCACCUGUAGAAAAGACCCCUUCAGAGGAUAAGGGAUUACAAUGUGUGACUGAUUCUAUCAAGAAACAGCUCUCUGUGUCUGCAAGUGCACCAGCCUCACCAAGACCAAAGGUCACAAAAGAUCAACGUGUAUUCUCUUUCCGCACCACCACCAAUAAGUGGCUCUCUGUGAAAUCCAUUAUUGGAUCUAUGGAUGCCGGAAGCAAGGCUGGAAAGGAUGGAGAUCCACACAAAGAGGAUUCUGUCUCACAAAAAAGCCAGGAAAGUACUUCCACUACACCAAGAUCAGGAACAACUAGUAGACGUCCAAGCACAGAAAAGAAGUGCCUGCAAAAAAGAAGUAUGACAACAGGAGACGGAAAACCAUGCCUUGUCAAGCAAAAUGCCAUUAGACUGUCAUCUGGGGAUUCUUCCGACAGAAGUCCAAGAAGGCUUGUGAUUGUGAAAUCUGCUGUCUACCCUUGGGACAUGGAUGAUAUGCAAAAAGAUGGCAAUUACGAAAAUGUGUUUUUAUCAAGGCAGAACAGUAAACGUAGUAGUGUAAGUUCUUGGGAAACUUCCAGCAGCUGUAGAACUCCUUCAACUCACAGAAGAGGAAGUAAUCGGAUCACACCUGUUCGUAAUGUUUCCCAUGCUGAUGUAUGUCCAUGGGAGGCUGCUGGAGAGGGACCAAAAAAGCAGCAGAGCAUCAAAGGAGAUGUCUGCCCUUGGGAAACGCAGGUAUCUGAACCUUCUAAUGUAUGUCCAUGGGAAUCUCAAGAGCAUGGGAAUGUUAGAAGACAAGGAAGUGGUCUUGGUGACGUGUGUCCUAGGGAAUCAAAGGAUAUUCCUGUUAUUUAUUACACUAACAAGUCCAAAGAUUCACAGACACAACCGUCUUUGACAGGUGCAUCAGACAUAUGUCCCUGGGAGACAGCUGGAGCUCCAAAACCUUCCAUACAGCAAGAUAAUGAAUAUGCUAAUGUUUGUCCUUGGGAAGUUCAGGACAAGACUGAGGUUGUGUAUGAAAACCUCAAUCCUUUAAUGAACAAGGGAUCCUUAGCAGUGCCCCUGCGACAAGAAGUUGUGAAACCUGCUGUCUAUCCUGGUGCACUGAAUGAAAUUUUAAGUAAUGAGCAACAAUACCAAGCACAAUCACCUGCACUACAUGUUAGUAAAGAGGUAAUCAAGACAACAGAAAGUUGUCCAUGGGAUUUCCCUGAACCCCCUAAAUUGGAAAACAUUUGUCCAUGGGAAGAGGAGAGCACAGAACCAACGAAUACAGACUGUACUUCACCAAUGACCAUCAAGGUAGACAUUUGUCCCUGGGAAUCUGGACAUCAAGACAAACCAGAAGACUCACAAAAAGUCAUCUUGCCUUUGAAAGCUGCUUCCAUACAAUCUGAAGAUAAAGACAGCCAAAAAGUAAACAUCUGUCCAUGGGAAACAGAAGCCCCUGAAAAAAAUGCAGUAACAAAGAUACAGUCACAAGGAAAGGAAAGACUAGCAGAUGUUUGUCCAUGGGAUAGUGGCCAACCAGACUCAGGUAUAUCACAGGCCCCCAUAUCAUCAGAGAGUCAUGUAAGGCAAGACACAGUUCUUGAAGAUGUUUGCCCAUGGGAAACAGAAGCGCCAAAAGUUCUAAGAAAGCAAGACAGCUCUCGGGUAGAUGUUUGUCCGUGGGAGACAGAAGACACCAAAGUUGCACAAAAACAAGAGAGUUUAAGCAAAGAUGUUUGUCCAUGGGAAACUGAAGCGCCAAAAGUUUUUAAAAAGCAAGACAGCUCUCGAGUAGAUGUUUGUCCGUGGGAUACAGAUGACCAAAAUGUUCUCAGAAAGCGAGAUAGUGCUCAAGAAGACGUUUGUCCAUGGGAGACAGAUGAUUCAAAAGUUUUAAAAAAGCAAGAUAGCGCUCGAGCAGAUGUUUGUCCAUGGGACACUGAUGAGCCAAAAGUUUUAAAAAAGCAAGAUAGUGCUCGAGCAGAUGUUUGUCCAUGGGAGACUGAUGAGCCAAAGGUUCUCAAAAAGCAAGACAGCUCUCAGGCAGAUGUAUGUCCAUGGGAAAAUGAACAACCAGGAAUGGUCAAAAAGCAAGAAAGUUCUGAAGCAGAGGUAUGUCCCUGGGAAUCUAAAGAUCCUCCAACGUCGACCGAAAACAAGGCUGGGAAUCUCAUUAGUGAAGAAGACAAAGUCACAGAGAACCAGGAAAGGCUCAGUAUAGAAGACACUCCAGCAGAUACCAGCACAGAGCAGAUAGAUGGAUCAAAAGAAAACUUAGCCCUGGGUCGGCGAGAUGCUUUGUGUCCAUGGGAGAUGGUCAGGAGCAGUUCUGGUUCAUUCACAGACAAUACUUCAGACGUUUUUACAUGGGAGCCUGAGAAUAUUCCAGAGGAGGAUGAAGAGGACGAUGCAGAAUGUGCUGCAGAGGCUUUUGUAUUCCCCCCUGACCUGUGACAUAAAUCUAGCCAACAUUUACUUUUGAGCCCUACUACUUAAUCGGGGGUAUAUUAAUUUUAUAAAACCUUAUCUUGGUGCCCUGUUAAUGGUCAAUGGAAACUUUAUUUUAGAGUCCUUACCUUCACAUCGGUGUCAGAGUGCAGGGUCAUGCUGCUGGAAAGGUUGUUACUUGAAAUAAUCAAAGACAGAAACCGGGCUGUGAUGAAUGGAGACAAUAAGCUGUGCAAAGAGAGAGGACAUUAGCACACAUGACAGAAAGGUUAUGUUCUCCACUAAUCCAGCAAUGUACUACAGACAGGCAUUUCUUGACUGAUGAAGGGCAUCUAAGGCAUUUAGAUGGACUCCCUUUUCUUCCUGUGUCUAUCCCCUCAUUCAAAAAAAGUUUGUCUUUUUAUA
Messenger RNA from Labrus bergylta (ballan wrasse), 5926 nucleotides. The record is from RefSeq and is a predicted model, not a curated record. NCBI's taxonomy places the organism in Eukaryota, Metazoa, Chordata, Actinopteri, Labriformes, Labridae.